Messenger RNA from Symbiodinium sp. CCMP2456, 382 nucleotides. The record is from the annotation of a GenBank genome assembly. Lineage: Eukaryota; Dinophyceae; Suessiales; Symbiodiniaceae.
GCUUGGGACCAGUGGGGCGACUCGUGUCCCCCUUUGCCAGCAUCCCUGGAAACCGUGGAGGAGACGUUCGCCUGCAUCCAUCGCAUGCAGCGGGCAGCCCUCAACUACUUCAUCCGCCAGUGGUAUCAGCGAAUCGAGUCUCUGGCUGUGCGGGCCGGCCGUUGCGCAGAGAGCAACAGCGGCAAGGCGGUCCUUGCCGUCCUCGACCUCCUGGACCGCGUCCUUUGCAUGGUCAAGAUGGAGCCCUGCUUCGAAACCCGGGGCAGAUACGACCGUGCGCUGCAAGCCCCCUGCGCAAAGCUCGCGGAGACUGGCUUGAUCUCUUGCAGCGAAAUGCAGGAUCUCCGGCAGGUCCCCGAAAACCUCUUCGCGACAUUGGAAG